AUGGCUGAUGCUGCGCCGAAGGAGGAAUUGUUUCAAUGGUUUGCAAGUGAGCUCGCAGCAGAGCGCUCCAACUUGGAGACCCGACAUAAACAACUGCUGAAGGAGCUAAGUUCCAAGCUGAAUGCUGGCAAGCUGCGAGGGCCCGCCAGCGCAUUGGAGGCUCUACGCUUUGCGCGGACAGAGGACUCGGACAAGCGGGCCCUGGACAAGCCCACGCCUCAUGACGAGCCUCAGAAAGCAAUGAACUUCACGGCCGCCUUGCCUGAAGAGCAGCCUGAAGAGAAGCACGUGUUUGCUGCCAAUCCAGAAGAGGCAGAGAUGCAGAAGGUAGUGGCAGCAGAGGCCGAGAUGGAGGAGGAGUCGAAGGCCUUGCACAAGAAGGCCAAGAAAGAGAGAUCCGAGCUGAGCAACACCUUGAGGAGAAAGAGCCAGAAGGCUGAAUACUUGAGCGAAGGAUUCUGGUACAGGAUCGCAAGGCAUCCUCUGUUCGAGCUGGUCUUCGCCUGCUGCAUCAUGGGACAUGCAGCCACCUGGUCUGUGUAG
Molecule: messenger RNA, 543 nt
Organism: Symbiodinium sp. CCMP2592
Lineage: Eukaryota; Dinophyceae; Suessiales; Symbiodiniaceae
Source: the annotation of a GenBank genome assembly